Rana temporaria (common frog) is the source of this 1527-nucleotide messenger RNA. Its product is annotated as hormonally up-regulated neu tumor-associated kinase homolog A-like. Bases 289 to 1527 code for a protein of 412 amino acids. Gene Ontology annotation, biological process: intracellular signal transduction; protein phosphorylation. Lineage: Eukaryota; Metazoa; Chordata; Amphibia; Anura; Ranidae. Gene Ontology annotation, molecular function: ATP binding; protein serine/threonine kinase activity. Gene Ontology annotation, cellular component: cytoplasm. The transcript has 7 exons. The record is from RefSeq and is a predicted model, not a curated record.
AUGUGAAAAUGCAAAGUUCAUUCCAUGUUAAUGCUGGUGUUAGAUAUCACUGUUACAGGCAGCUUCAUUGCAAUGUCUGACUGCAUGUAUCAGGUUUGUCUAAUAAUCUACAGCCUGGAUGUGCUUGAGCAAAUCUACAUGACUGAAAGCAGGGAUCAUUGAGGAGAUGUUUCUGUUUCGAGAUAAAGGUCUGAUAGACUACGAGGAAUUACUACUCUCAGAGUCGUAUUCUUCUUUUACAUAUACGCUAUCUACUGACCUAAUUGUCUAGUCAGCUUGAGUUCAAGGAUGCCUGCUGUCAUCAACACUGUUUUGGAUGGAGACAACUUAGACAAGAUAUUGACAGAAUGUGGGAAACAAAACAGAGAAACAAAGAUACUUACCUGUUUUUCCAGGAUGUCUGAAGAAAGUGUAAAGAACUUUCCUCACACCAAACGUGUGGGAAAUUAUCUGGUUGGGAAAAUGAUCAACAAAGGAUCCUUUGCAAAAGUAAUGGAAGGAAUGCACAUACCUACAGGACAAAAGGUGGCUAUAAAAGUGAUUGACAAAAAGAAGGCCAAACAAGACUCGUAUGUGUUAAAGAACAUGAAGAGGGAGCCGCGGAUACACCAGAUGGUUAAACACCCAAACAUUGUGCAGCUUUAUGAAACCCUAGAGACAGAAAACUCUUAUUAUAUGGUAAUGGAACUGUGUGAAGGAGGAGACUUGAUGGAUAGAAUAUGUGAUAAAAAGAAGCUAGAAGAAAAAGAAGUAAGAAAAUAUGCAAGGCAGAUCAUGUCAGCAAUGGAGCACUUACAUCGCCAUGGAAUAGUUCAUAGGGACCUGAAAAUUGAAAAUUUCCUGUUAGAUGAAAAUGGCAACAUUAAAAUUGUUGAUUUGGGUUUAAGUAAUACCAUAAAGUGUGAAGGCCUGUCACAAGACCUACUUAACACUCAAUGUGGAAGUCCAGCAUAUGCGGCACCUGAACUAUUAUCCAAUAAAAAAUAUGGCCCAAAGGUGGAUGUCUGGUCCAUAGGAGUGAGCAUUUAUGCAAUGCUGACAGGAACACUUCCCUUUACUGUGGAGCCAUUUAAUAUUAAGCAGCUACAUCAGAAAAUGGUGAAUCUGGAAAUCAACCCGAUUCCACGUGGUGUUUCAACAGGUGCAAUUCGGUUCAUCCACACUCUUCUGGAGCCAGACCCUGACAAACGUCCAACUGUAAAGGAAGCCAUGGACAAUAAAUGGCUAAAUGAUGGGUUUAUGCGAAAACGUCUCAGUUCCAUGUCAUACAAAAAUCGGCUUCGUCCAGAUGAACUACAUUCUGCUGUUUUGAGCCACAUGGUCUCCACCAUGGAUAUUGAUAUCUCAAAAAUUACACAUCUGGUGGUAAACAACAAACCCUCACCAAUCAUGGCUUCAUAUUAUCUACUCCUUAAAAAGUGUCUGAAGAAGCCAAGUAAAUACUGGUUAUUUAAGGUAAAAUUGUAUUUUCAGCAUUACAGAUAUGUAAGAUAUUCUUCCUUCAAACACUUGGGUUUUUAUGGCUAG